GCUCAAGAUGGGCAAGAGGUAUGUGUCCGUCGCGCGGUGCGACUGCGGCGCUUGUCGCCGUGAAUCUUGCAAGCCUCUCAGACGCCCAGCAAUGUGCUGCAGAUGUCUGUGAAAGAUGCUGCGUUGAGCGUGUAUUCAACUGUUCCCAUCCAGGUCUGCAAUACUUCGCUGAGGGCCAAUACCAGGGCUUCCGAGUGAACUAUCUCUCCUUCCGCACGGAGACCUCAACGCCAAGUUUUAAGCUUCGGGCGCAGGAAUUUGAGGCAUGCACCGGCGGGCAGAUCAUUUUUGCCGAAGCACAGAACAUUUGGGAGGAUGCUCUCAGGGAUUUGGGCACCAAGGAUCGGGACGGCCUGGGCAUUUAUCACGCCUACCUCAUGAGCUACGCACACUUUCCGGUGGCCAGCGCCCUGAACAUGGCGGAGGGCCUGGAUGAACGUCUAGUGACCUCCAACCCCGCCCUUCAAUGGGAGACGGUGUUCCCUCAGGUGCAGCAGAUGGGCAAGUACAGGAAGAACAACAGCGAUCGCGUUGAGUUCUUGAUGUAUGAUGGGGACUUCUUCGUGCCAAUUGUCCGAUUGGACUUGCUGGAACGCGACGGCAUUCCCCUGCCGAACACCUGGGAGGAAGCGUUGGCGAUCGCGAAGAGAUACAACAACACCGAUCUCAACGAUGAUGGUAUUCCAGACUUCGGCAUGUGCCAUUUCCCGCGCGACGGUGACGAGAACUGGGACUUGUGGUGGCCUGAGCUUGUCUACUCGAUUUGGGCAACAUAUUCACAGGUGAAGGACAGCCGGCAGGGCUUCAUGUUCGACGUGGGGACGCUGGAGCCGCAGCUAGGCAGCGGCUUCUCGCGGGCCGUGCAGCUGGCGAAGGAGUUCUGGCAGGUGGGGGCUGACGCCUGCGAAAACUUCAUCACAGGCCGCUGCGCUGUGGGCUUUGCGCCUCCCAUGUGCUGGAAAGGCCUUUUUCAGAGCGGCAUUUCGCGGACCGACGCCAAUGGCACGGUGUGGAGGCCAACCAUGCAGGACGGCAGCUAUGCGGAGCCUUACCGUUUCAAGCCCUUCGGCUCCACAGAGAUGGACGUGGCCGGACUGCACGGACUGCAGGAGUGUGGCGAGCCAGCACGUUGCCCACUUGCAGAGGUCAUCCCUCCGCAGGGUCAUCAUGGCAAUGAUCGCGCCUCGGUGCUGCCCGAGUCCCCGCUGGCGGGGAAGCUGAUCAACCGGGCGCCCUUCUUCUGGAGCGGAGGCCUGGGGAUGAUGAUCCGAAAGAGCGCGCCAGCCAACCUGAAAAACUUGGUUUGGGACUUCAUGGUCUACACGAACAGUGCAUACACCUCGGCGCAGGACAUUCCAUCGGGGUGGCUGGACUCCUGGAGAGCAGCCCAGCUCCCGCCUGAUGGCGCGUACUUUCGGCAGGCUGGCUGGUCGCAGGUCGCCUACAAUGAGCACCGCAAUAUCAUGCAGUGGGCCAUGGCUGCCGAGUCCAACGUCGCCCUCAGUCUGCGACUGAAGAGUACCAAGUCCUACACCUACUUGACCCUGGCCAUGGAGAUGAGAAACUUCAUUGCAGGAGAGAUCGACGAGACGGAGUUGAUUCGCCGCGUGGCUGCGGGCUGGAACCAUGCCACAGAGAUGCAGGGGGUCUUGGAUCAGCUGGCCAUUUAUCGGGCUGGUUUGGGGCUCGACGCCCUGCAGGAAUCCGAGCUUUGCCUUUUGCACCGGGACCAUAUGGAUGCGAUGGAUAUCUCCAUUUGCAAGAAGUACCAGCGGACGAAUGAGGAGACCUAUGUGAUUGCACUCAUAGUGGUCAUCAGCUUGCUGGUACUUGCUGCACUGAUGGGCGGCGUUGCCUUCUUCGUGAGCACUGCUCAAGCGAAGCGCCGGCUUUGGAAGGAGAAGGAGGAACAGCUGGAAAGCACCGUUGCCCAAGGUCUUGCCACAGUCAGGGAGCUGGGCUAUCCCAUGGCCAUCCUGCCCGCGAAGGACUUUGCGCGGCUGAGCGGCGACGAGCUGGAGCAGUGCCACGAGGGCCUCCGGGACCUCGGCCUGCUGCGUGUGCUGGACUCCUCAGAGGAGAUCCAGCAGUUCCACGCCAUGGGGAAUCAUAUCGUCUUCUUCAGCUACCACUGGCCAUCCAGCACCCGGCUGGGCCCGGACCAGGUCCAGCGGAGGGCCAUGAACCACGCCUUGGAGCUCUACUCUGACAAAGUGGGCGCGGACAUGGAGAACAUCUUUAUUUGGCUGGACAUCGUGUCGAUUCCACAGAAGCACCGGGGGGUGCAAGUGCUGGCCAUCAACUCACUUUAUGUCUAUGCAUCCUCAGUGGACGCCUUGAUCAUUAUCGCUCCUCCGACGGUCCAGGAGCAGACAGGAGAGAAAUUGGGCCUGGAGAGCUACAAGAACCGCGUGUGGACGCGCGUGGAGCAGAUCGCGCAUCUUUCCGCUCACGGCAUGGAGUCCCUCUUUUUCUACCAGCCCAACGGCCUGGAGCCGGUGGACCUCCGUUGGCUGGAGGACGUGGUGCGGGUCUUUGAUGCGAGCACCACCUGCUGCACUCAAAGGCACCAGCACUUCGGCAAAUGCGACCGCGAGAGCCUGGUGCUGCCGCUCAUCGGCCUCUACUAUCGCGUGGCCGCCGCAGAGCGCCGCGGGGUGGACAGUAAUGAGGGUACUGCCACGCUCUACGAGAUGAUGGAGUCCAAACGGGACAACGUAUUCCCGCGAAUCUUCGAACACGUCUCCGUGGUAAAUGGCCAGGAGGUUCGGAAGAAGAAAGUCCUUUUCGGGGACCUUCUGGAGCGCGUGGAUAAGCACUUGCAGGGCAUGGAUACCGACCUCCUCAUGGAGUUCGUGCGUCACCCCACGGACGUCUCGGUGUCUUCGGCACGGCGCAACACGGGCUUAAUGAGCCCCUUCAGUGGCCGGGGGGGCGUCUGCUCCGCCACCUUGAGCGCCGAUCGGGGCGUCGCCUCGGCCACCCUCAGCGAGCGCACGGCGUCGGUCGAGGCACGCGGAGUGGCGUCGGAGGCGGCGGAGGUUUCAGGAAGCAUCCUCUCCCCCUCGUUGUACCCGGUGAUCCACGAGGACUCCGUUAUCUCUUCGCCUCUCGUCGACGACGAGCAUUUGGAGAUCAUCACGCGGAUGUAGCUCAGGCCGGGGCUAUUUCCGCCAGAGCCGAAGAGCUGUCCAAGACAGAGUGGCCAAGGCGUUUCACCCGUGGUGUCUGAGAAAGUGGGUAAGCAC
This is a messenger RNA of Effrenium voratum, 3248 nucleotides long. The record is from the annotation of a GenBank genome assembly. Lineage: Eukaryota; Dinophyceae; Suessiales; Symbiodiniaceae.